UUUCCACCAAAUUUCGCCUAAAGCUUCACCAUGGCGUAUAACGAGGAUGCUGUGCUCUCUAAGCUCUCUGCACUCACUGAGACUCACGAGAGCAUUGCAACCACCGCUCAGUGGAUCAUGUUCCAUCGGCGACAUGCUGCCCAGACUGUCCAUCUUUGGUUGACCAAGCUGAAGGACCUCCCCAGCCCCAAGAGGCUCAACAUGAUUUAUCUUGCAAACGAGGUGACGCAGCAAUCCAAAGCUCGCAACAAGGAUGACUUCCUUCAGGCUUUCUCUCCAUUCAUCGCAGAUGCAACCGCGUUGUCUUAUAAGGGCGCCUCGUCAGACAUUCAGAACAAGCUCCGAAGGGUUGUUGACGUUUGGAGAGAACGCAAGAUAUUCCCCAUGGAAGUCCAGGAUGCUAUUGACUCUCGACUAAGAGAGCUUGACUCAGCCCGCUCCGGUGGAACAAUGUUCGGUUCCACAUCGUUAUCGUCGCCAGCUGCAGCGGUGCCUCCAGAGUUGGCACCCUUGGUUACCUCACAGCAGGCAGUUAUCAAGAGUGCCCAGGCGUUGAAGACAAGCCUUACUACCGCCAAUUCGGACUACAGCAAGCUGAUGGAUCCGGCCCACGCUCCUCCUCAGGCGCCAGUGUAUGCCGCGCGACUCAACGGGCUGCUUAAGAACCUUGCCAAUGCUGAGGGAGCCGUGACGGAAUGCAUCAAGACCCGCGAGGAGCUUAUCAGCGCCUUGGAGAAGAUGUUGAGCUCCAACCGGCAGGCCUUGGAGGCCGAGCAAUCACAGCUCAGGGAUCUAGGCACCCGCAAGACGGCAGUUGAGGAGAAGAAGCAAGCAAUUGAGCUCAGCAUCAUUGGCGGUUUGCCUCACAAUGCGCAAGAGCCGGCUACCGGUGAGGAGCGCGCCCCAUCUAGCUCGGACGGCCACGACAUCGCCCGUCCUCAGGUCGAAGCACUCACGCCGCCCCACGUCCAAGAUCACGAUGAUUUGUACGAUCAUCGCCCGUCUGAGCAACAACAGCCGCAGAACGGUCAUAGUCACCCAACUGGAUCCGCUCCUGGCAUUGAGAUGUUGUCCGCCCUCGCUUCUCAAUAUGAGUCUGUUCCGACUCGACAGGCCAAAAAGCGCAAGAUCGACGAGACUGCCGACAUUCCUGACGUAGGCAUAGAUGCCGAUGUCGCCGAGAUGAUCCAGAAGGAAAGCACGAUUUAGAACAAGGACGGGAAGAAGAUUUUGGGAAGCCAAAACUUGACCGAAUUCUUUCUACCUUUGUAUCAGUUUUAGUGCAUAUGGCCCAACACUCUGGAGUUGUUGCCGUUAUUGCUGGUCUAGGGGAACGAUAAUGGCUGUAUGGCGAGAAUCAUCAUUUAUGUGGCAUUUUGGCGCGGGCCUG
Molecule: messenger RNA, 1390 nt
Organism: Neurospora tetrasperma FGSC 2508
Lineage: Eukaryota; Fungi; Ascomycota; Sordariomycetes; Sordariales; Sordariaceae
Exons: 4
Coding region: 31-1209 (392 amino acids)
Biological process (GO): mRNA 3'-end processing
Cellular component (GO): RNA polymerase II, holoenzyme
Molecular function (GO): RNA polymerase II C-terminal domain binding
Source: RefSeq, a predicted model, not a curated record